GCUCCCAUUAUGCGUCCUUCUGCUGUGAUGCAAGGUAUAUAUAUAUAUAUAUAUAUAUUUAAUGAACAGAGUAGACUUGAUAAAACCUGUAUUAUCAGUACUUGUUUCCUGUUGGAACUAAUGGACUUUCAGGUCCCACCUUUUUAUUUCAUGUACGUUCGAUAACUAGUCUGCUUGUAAACGAGAUGGAUAACAGCAUGAGGAAUGGCAUAAGCUUUGCAGAGCUUUAUAUAUUUGUCUGGCAAAUAUGGUGUUCCUCUCUGUGACCAGUCAGCAGUGGGGUUAUUAUUCCAUCUAUGGCCUUUUGUUUGCACACUAAUGGAAAAAAUACUAUUAUCUUUCAGUAAGAUUAUUUGCUUUUCCACUGCUGGCUGAGACACAAUCCAUCAUUCAGCAGUCGAAAUGACACUGUUAAUGUGAAUGAAUACAGGCUAAAAGGUAAUGUUAUCAGCUUUCAUGCCACACUAAACCUUUAAACCUGUAACCAAUUGAGUAUCCUGAAUCAUGCACUUGUUAUUGUCUGUGUUUAAUUAUGUAUUUGCAGUGUGUGUAUUACUACUAACACAUUUUAUAGCUACAGUAGCAUUUCCAGUAUGAGUGGAGAAAGCUUGGGGACAUGUGUGCUGGUUAUUCUGCUGGGAUUAAUGGUACUAGAGUCAGCUUAUGGUCAGCACAUAACAGAGGAGCCCUGCUCUGUUCAAAUCCUCGUUCCAGGACUUAAAGGGGAAAUAGGGGAGAAGGGGGAGAAAGGGGCGCCUGGGAGACCUGGCAGAGUGGGGCCACCUGGAGAGAUGGGACCUCCUGGACUUAAAGGACAAAAAGGUAUCAUGGGACGCUAUGGAAAAAUGGGCCCCUCUGGAUUUAAAGGUUUAAAAGGUGAUAUGGGAGAUCCAGGUCCCAAAGGUGAAAAUGGAGACCCAGGACUCCCCUGUGAGUGCGGUCCCUUGCGAAAGAUGAUUGGUGAAAUGGAUAAUCACGUGGCGCAGUUAACCAGUGAACUGAAGUUCAUUAAAAAAGCACUGCCCUCCCCUGCAGCUGUUGCUGGCAUUAAAGAGAUGGACAGUAAAGUGUACCUGCUGGUGAAGGAGGAGAAGCGUUACAGAGAUGCUGAGAUCUACUGCCAAGGCAGAGGUGGACACCUGGCUAUGCCUAAAGAUUCCGGUGCAAACAGAGCCAUUGCUGGCUACAUAACAGAAGCUGGCCUUAGCAGAGUGUACAUCGGCAUCAAUGACCUAGAGCACGAGGGACAUUUUAUUUACGUGGACCGCUCGCCUAUGAGCACCUUCACUAAAUGGAGGGAAGGAGAGCCCAAUAACGCUUAUGAAGACGAGGAUUGUGUGGAGCUAGUCUCUUCGGGGGAGUGGGUAGAUGUGGCCUGCUCUUUAACCAUGUACUUCGUGUGCGAGUUUGACAAAGACCCAAUCUGAGCAACUCUACUCUGGAAAGUAGUGGGUUUUUUUAGUGAGUGUGAUUUUUCUGAGCUGCCAAUAAAGACUCAUUCUGAUAUGGCUAUGCUUCACAUACAGUGACUAAGAGGGGUGCUACAUCGCUGUUUCUUUUCUAGUAGUCUAAUAGUGCGCAGACUUGUUAUAUUAAAAAUGUAACAUAUGUACAAGAUGUUUUUGGGGGUGGUGGCGUCUAUGAUUGCACUUAUAGAAUUUACAAUACUUCCCAUAUUUCUGAUUUGUUAUGAACUUUAUAGAUUGCUCUUUAUUAUGUACGACUUUGCAUUUGUAUAUAGUAAGCCAUAAAUAAAACUAUCAGUUGUUAAAAUA
Silurus meridionalis is the source of this 1775-nucleotide messenger RNA. RefSeq names its product collectin sub-family member 11 (gene colec11). The record is from RefSeq and is a predicted model, not a curated record. The coding region runs from base 594 to 1427 and encodes 277 amino acids. NCBI's taxonomy places the organism in Eukaryota, Metazoa, Chordata, Actinopteri, Siluriformes, Siluridae. The transcript has 6 exons.